Messenger RNA from Alexandromys fortis (reed vole), 1917 nucleotides. It is a transcript of the gene Egln2, whose product is annotated as egl-9 family hypoxia inducible factor 2. Bases 342 to 1544 code for a protein of 400 amino acids. Gene Ontology annotation, biological process: peptidyl-proline hydroxylation to 4-hydroxy-L-proline; cellular response to hypoxia. Lineage: Eukaryota; Metazoa; Chordata; Mammalia; Rodentia; Cricetidae. Gene Ontology annotation, cellular component: cytoplasm; nucleus. The record is from RefSeq and is a predicted model, not a curated record. Gene Ontology annotation, molecular function: L-ascorbic acid binding; peptidyl-proline 4-dioxygenase activity; ferrous iron binding. The transcript has 4 exons.
GGGCGAGGCGGGGGCGGGGCGUCGCGGGCGGUGGGGGGCGGGGUAUGGCGCGCUGUGAGGCGCAGGGCGGCUGGCACAAACGGCGGCGCCGAGGCCGGAGGAAAAAGCUCGCCACCCCCACCAGUCCCUUCUCAAGCUCCUAGGGACAACUGUGGACUUGGGGACCAGUGAGCACCCCCGGGGCACUAGAGGAGCCCCUGCUGCCUGCCCUGCCUCACCCUGCCCCACACCAGGCCCAGCGGCCCCCGGCUGCAUCAAGUGGAGGAGGAGAAGGCGGAGGAGGGUGGCACCAUGGGCCCGGGCCGUACCCUCCAUGCCCGGGGGAUGAAGACACUGCUGCCAUGGACAGCCCGUGCCAGCCGCAGGCCCUGAAUCAGGCUCUCCCUCAGUUGCCAGGGUCUGUGUCAGAGGCCUUGGAGCCUAGCCGCGCCAGGAUGGGGGUGGAGAGUUACCUGCCCUGCCCCCUGCUACCCUCCUACCACCGUCCAGGAUCAUCUGGUGAGGCCUCGGCUGGCAAUGGGACCCCCAGAACCACAGCCACUGCUACCACUACCACUGCCAGCCCCCUUCGGGAGGGCUUUGGUGGGCAGGAUGGUGGUGAGCUGUGGCCACUGCAGAGUGAAGGUGCUGCUGCGCUGGUCACCAAGGAGUGCCAGCGACUGGCGGCCCAGGGUGCCCGGCCUGAGGCCCCCAAAAGGAAGUGGGCCAAGGAUGGUGGGGAUGCCCCUCUACCCAGCAAGCGACCAUGGGCCAGGCAAGAGAACCAGGAAGCCAAGGGGGAAAGUGGUGUGGGCUGUGACAGCGGUGGCGGCGGCAGCAGCAGCAGCAGCAACACUAACAGUAGCAGUGGCGAGGCAAGUGCUAGGCUGAGGGAGGAAGCACAACCCUCUGCACCCGAGCGCCUGGCCCUGGACUACAUUGUGCCUUGCAUGCGGUACUAUGGUAUCUGCGUCAAGGACAACUUCUUGGGGGCAACACUGGGUGGCCGUGUGCUGGCGGAGGUGGAAGCCCUGAAGUGGGGCGGGCGUCUGCGUGAUGGGCAACUAGUGAGCCAGCGGGCGAUACCACCGCGCAGCAUUCGUGGGGACCAGAUUGCCUGGGUAGAAGGCCACGAGCCAAGCUGCAGGAGCAUUGGUGCCCUCAUGGCUCAUGUGGACACAGUAAUCCGCCACUGUGCGGGGCGGCUGGGCAACUACGUCAUCAAUGGCCGCACCAAGGCCAUGGUGGCGUGUUACCCAGGCAAUGGCCUCGGCUAUGUGAGGCAUGUUGACAAUCCCCACGGCGACGGGCGCUGCAUCACCUGUAUCUAUUACCUGAAUCAGAACUGGGAUGUUAAGCAUCGGGACAAAAAGGUGUCCAGGUUCCUGUAUCACAGCCAACUACACCCACCUAAUGGCCAGUCCAGAGCUGCAUGGAUUAGCAGCUCCCUGCCUUCAGGGGAGCCCCGGGCCCAGCUGCAGCUCACUAGCCUCAGUGCCCGCUCCCCACCUGCCACUGCUGCUGCUUCUGGCUUGCCUCCAUACUGCGUGCUGUGGCGGGCAUAAGCGUCACUGAGGACCAACAAGGAGAGACCUCUGCUGCCCCGUGUUUGGGGCCGGGUUGUGACUUAGGCAGUGGCCAGUGUGGCUGGUGGCCUAUGUCCUGCCAUGUCUGGUCCAUUGUGUGUUGAGCUGAGAGGAGGCAGGAUUUGGGGUUGAGGUGAGUCAUGGCCUCUUGCUGGCAAAGGUCUGUUGGGGGGGGCAUACUCAUACCCCCUCCUCACUCCUCCAGCCUGGAAUGUGAAGUGACUCCCCAACCCCAUUGGCUGUGGCACUUUAUGGACUGGGAUGCCAUGGCUUGGGCAGACUAAGGUGCCAUGAGGAGCAUGGGUAUGGAGGUCCUGCCAGCCAAGAAAUAAAAGUUUACCUCAGAGCUGCA